Macadamia integrifolia is the source of this 2279-nucleotide messenger RNA. RefSeq names its product pheromone receptor transcription factor-like. NCBI's taxonomy places the organism in Eukaryota, Viridiplantae, Streptophyta, Magnoliopsida, Proteales, Proteaceae. Bases 192 to 830 code for a protein of 212 amino acids. The record is from RefSeq and is a predicted model, not a curated record. The transcript has 3 exons.
ACCACCAACCAUUCAAUCCUGAAAAGGCUGUGUAAACUUCCAAAGGGUUCUUUUCCUUAUCUCUCUCGCUCUCUCUCUCUCCUCAGUUCUUUUCCUACACUCUCUCUCUCUCUCUCUCUCUCUCUCUCUCUGCUGUUUUCCAAGAAACUCUGUGUGUGUGUGUGUGUUGGGGGAGGGGGGGUGGAAGAGAGAUGAAAGAGAAGAAGAGCACAAGAAUUGAUGUGUCAAACUCUUCAACAAACCCUUCUUCAAGUUCUACUUCUUCAGCAUCAGUUAGAGCGGUGCUGAUUCGCAAGAACAGCCCUGAAGAUCUCCUUCUUCGCCGUCUUAGACAACACCUCCUCUUUGCUAAGCUCAGGUCCUUGAUACCACCCCAGCCUUUCCAGAUGAUGGAGGAGGAAACGAACGUUGCACCAUUGGCCUCAUCAAGCAGUACUACACCUACACCUGCACUUGCACCAAGGUUGUUGCAGUGUGAAGGAAAAAAUGAAGAAGAAGAAGUAGAUGAUGACGAUGAUGAUGAUGAUGAAGAUGAUGGAAACUACAAGAUCGAGGUGGAAGUAGAAGAUGAGUCAAAGCCGUUCAUGCCAUCUAUCGAGAUAAUCAAAGGUGAAGUUUCCCUCCUCAUCAGUACCAUAGUUCUCAAGGACAUCUCUUUAACCUCAACUCUUUUUCAUCUUCUUGAGCAAGAGGAGCUUCAAAUUGACUAUGAGACUCAAUAUAGAAGUGAAACCAAAGUCUGUCACACCAUUAAGGUGACUGUGAGGCCGGGAUAUGAUGUAGAUGAAUUGGAGAAGAAGCUUUGGAGGUGGGCUGGGAAACCCAUUUGAGUUUGAAUACUAGAAGUCAACUUGGAUGAGAUCAGUCCAUUUUAAAUGCUAAUGAUAUUUGUUGAUCCUUUAAAUUUUAACAAUGACUCUUCUCUGAUAACUUUAAAAUGAGAACUUCACUUACAUUAGUACCAUUUUUAAGAAACCUUUCAAUGAACAAAGAAAAAAAAAUCUAAAACACAUCUCUUCCUUGCCAACAAAUAAAGAAAGAAAAACAAUAACUCGGAGUUUUGCACUGGAUUUGAUGCUUGUUUGGAUUGGAUUAAACUCUCUUGGAAGAUGUACUUUAAAAGGGAAGUUACAAAAUUUAUACCUCUUCACCUUCUUUUUUUUUUAAAUUAGUUUUAGUUGUUUUAUAUCCCAAAAGGAUUGAAUCCAUGGCCCAAGGGGAGUUGUUUAUUAGAAAAGUACUUUUAAGUGUUGGAACUUUAGUCUCACAUUGGAAGUAGAAUAAAAGGAAGAGAGGUUAAUAUGUUGGAAUGAAAACUACAAGAUUAGGGUUUCUUGAAGAGUAGGCAUACCAUAUAGAGGACGCUUAGUUGGGAAGAUGAUACUCACCGUAGUGAAAAAAAUGAGUUAUAAAAACUCUUAAUUACCAAUAGCUCAUUCUAGACGUGGGUAUGUUAAUUGUGGUUUAUACUAGUUAUCUAACCUUAAUGAAUGUAGAGGUGAGGCCACUCCGAUGAGAAUUUUAUGGGUGAUAUUCAUGAUUCCAAGAUGAGUACAAGGCCAAAGAAUGUCCAUUUAAUAAUUGAAGGGUUAUCUACAAGGUCAAAUGGUUGGAUAUGGGCAGUGAGUACAAAGUGAUUCAUUAGACCUAGUGUAAAUUCAAGUUUGGUUACAAUACAAGUUUGGUAAACAUUGUAACGAUGUGUUCUCCCAUUCUUAAAUUCUUAGUUUAUUUUGUUUUGUUGACGAAAUUUUGUAACUUAUGGAGGAAUAGUUGAAAAAAUGUAUUUUAAAAGAAAGUUUUCAAAAUACUUGCUCUGGACGAAACUUAUUUCCAGAUUCUUUUUGGUCACCAACAAUUAAGUUUUUCUGACAUUGGUGGUUCCUAUUCUGAUGCCAAUUGGAGCUCUCUUGACGUAUGUUAAGUUUGUCUCGAAUUUUUAACCCAUUUUGAAGAUUGAUCGGCUCCAGCAUAUUUUGGUGGCAACCACAAUGGAAAGUUUUUUGAGAUAUGUGAUGGAAGCAGAGGGGUUAGGCCAAUCUGUUGAUUGUUUAUUUUCGUAAUUGUUAGUGUUUGCUUUAACAACGUGGCAUGUUGGUCACUAAACAUUGGACAAAACACAUGAAGUGUGGAGGUCCAAUAGGGACCAUCCCGACUUGAAUAUCUCUUUGUCUUGCAUUGGGUGUUGCCAUCAGAUGUGCACCAUCCGACACUUUGUUUGGUCAUAUUUAUAGAACAUACCAUUGUUUUCCCUAUUUUACCAAUCAUAUCUUGAAAGU